AUGGAGACAAUCGAUGAAGACAUGCCUGCUCUGGAUAGACUCGGUGUACGCGCCAAAAUGAAUAUCAUGGAAGAUCCUUUUAAUGAUGAUAUCAACCACAUACGAAGUGGCGAGAUCAGUACAUUUAUCAAUGAUAAACGAAGACAUUCAGAUAGUGAUAUCUUAGAUCAGCCUUCUCCAUAUAAUAGAUAUCAUAAGCGUCGACAACAAGCACAUGGCAACAAACGAAGCAGCAAUCCAGAGAUUAAAAAGUCAGAUCGGCCUCGAAAUGCUAGAAGAAAAAGUUAUGGUGGAUUGGAGUUAGGCCCGGAUUUUGAUACUUUCAGUGAGGCCAGCGAUGUCCACUCGCAAAAGAGCUCUAAAAGUAGAUUGAGUGUAUGUAGCGACAAUUCCUUAUCCAGUGCCUCCAAACUUGCAGCCAGACGACGCAGCGAGGCAGACGGAUUGUCAGUAGGCAAAUUUUCAAAGGCAUCGUUACAAGCGUCACUAGUCAAACAUGAAGCUAAAGACAAGCAAGGGUCAGUAAAUGGGGCAAUGAACAGAACAGACAAUAUUUCUAACAUCAUGAAUUCUACGAGAGAACAGUCGAAGAGAAAUCUUUCAAUGCUAUCAGCUGGCAGUGAAGAACCUUCUCCUUUCAGUACGUUGGAAAUCCCAAUAGAGUUUCUGGAUAUUUCAACUUCGCGAGUGAGAAAAAUGGUAUCUCCCGUAGUUAUAUCGCUUAUUACCAUUACGCUGCUGGCUUGCUUGUCAGUAGCUGUCUACUUUGCUGUUGUUCUUAAAGAUUCUCAAGAAAAACAAAUAGAAUUCCUACAAGUUACUCUGGGGUUCGUACUGGCUGGUGAACAACAAGAAGAGAACAUCAACAGAAUGACGUCAUCAGAGCUGACUGAGCUCAAGCUGGCCUACUGUCAACAGGUUGAUGCCAUCUACAAGACUAGCACACUCACUACCAAAUAUAGGGGCUGUGAGGUCGAGACUCUGAC
Molecule: messenger RNA, 986 nt
Organism: Candidula unifasciata
Lineage: Eukaryota; Metazoa; Mollusca; Gastropoda; Stylommatophora; Geomitridae
Source: the annotation of a GenBank genome assembly